AACAGUCGGCGAGGCGUCACUCGUUAGUCGACCGUCGAUCAGAAUGGUCCCAAACUGUGACCGAAAAGUUAUCACAGGCCUACUCAUAACUGAAGAAGCACACCAAACAGCUGACGAACACGUGAAUGAAUUGCCAUCAAGUCAAGUGUAGCGUGACAUACUCUACGAACUAACUGACCGUUGUUUGAAGUGCCAUCGCCGAAUAGGGAAUAGCUAAUUCAAUUUAAAUGGCAAACUCCGCUAUCUGCUACAUUUUAUAAUCCCUAAAUCCAUCAGUGAAGUGAAAGUCGCGGCUCACCGUUGAAGCAAUGGUAACAUAGCCGGCUCAGUGAAGAGUGUUUAGUUUAAAAACAAGUGAUCCCUAAUUGAGAAGUGAUACUCGUGGAGCUUCCAGUGAAUCAUGAAACUGCUUCUGAAAAUUCAUAACAAGGAACGCAAUCAUCUCAAUCAGCAGCGGAAACGUAAAUACUACCGUCGAGUAUCAAAGUCGUCAUCCUCCACAAGCGGCAAGAAUUCAUCAUGUGCAGUGUCAUCGGAAGCCAGUUACAUAGCUAGAUCCGGCAGAAACAACCAAAGCCGAGGACUUCCAUCACCGGAGCAAUCAUCAGCGCUAAGACAGGAACGAUAUUUCCUCUAUGGAGCGCUCAUCCUUUUUACUAUAAUCGCAUUCUCUGCAGCAUUAUAUUUCAUCAUAAACCAGACUCAAAGCAACUCUAGUCCUAGUCAACCGGAGAUCCUCUUCGGUAAUAAUUACGUAUCGGGAACUAUUCCCAACCUUGGUAACGGCCAUCUAGUCAUCGAUCGUCAAAACUGGGGUGCCCAAAGCGAUACCCGCGGACCGUACCCAUUACAACAUCCUACACCUUAUGUCUUAAUUACCCAUAUCGGCGUCCAGUCAACGCCCUGUAUAGAUAUGUACAGAUGCUCGAUCAAAAUGCGAACUAUCCAAGACGCGGCCGUAGCCGAGCUAAAUCUACCAGACAUCCCCAACAACUUCUACCUCGGCGGUGAUGGAUUCAUCUACGUUGGUCGAGGCUGGGAUAUAGCGAAUGCCUACGCCAAUCACACCUUGUCGGUAUGCUUCAUGGGAGACUACAUUCGGUACGAGCCGAAUGACAAACAGUUCUCCGCCCUUGAACACCUUCUGGCCCACGGAGUCGCUAAAGAUUAUCUGACGAAGGAUUACCAACUCGUGGCACAUAAUCAGACAAGAACAACCAGAAGCCCUGGGCCAUACGUAUACGAUCGGAUCUCCAAGAUGCCACGAUGGUCCCCUUGUGGAACGGCAGGUUAUAGUGCAUGCGGUGCCGAAAUUGGACUGCCAACGGUAUGGGCCCAGGAUUAUCCAAAGAAGAACAUCACCAGCAAUCAUCCUCCAACCACGAAUGGAGAAACCGUAUGAACGGUAUCUGUAGUCGGUGCGAAAUAAAUCAUUUGAGCAAGUGCAUCGCGCUUGUAUUCGAUGUCAGGAGAGCAGACAAUCGUUCGUAAUCUGUAAAAUCAACUACAAUAACACUGGAAUGGCAAACGGAAACAGACACUUGAAAUCGUUAGUUUAUACAGUUUGUGUUAGACGUACGCUAACGCUGCAUCGUUAGGGCAUUGGCACCACUCAUGGAAACCACGUGAAUUUAAAUUGGGAAUCUCCAAAAGAUGAUCUAGAUAUGAUUGAGACUAAUUUUUUUUAAAAGGGAACCUGUGACUAUGAUGUAAGGAAUAAUGUAAUUUAGUAUGCUCAUAUGAAUGCAACAUAUUGUAUGCAAAUCGAUGUAUUGUUGAAUAUAUAUAUUUAAGCUUGGAUUUUACGCAUGUUGAUUUCUCUAUGAUAUGCUCAAAUUAAUGUAUAGGUUGGAAAAUACGAAUAUUAUAAUAAAUUACAUGUGAAUUUA
Aedes aegypti (yellow fever mosquito) is the source of this 1889-nucleotide messenger RNA. Its product is annotated as peptidoglycan-recognition protein LA. The record is from RefSeq and is a predicted model, not a curated record. Bases 401 to 1402 code for a protein of 333 amino acids. The transcript has 5 exons. Lineage: Eukaryota; Metazoa; Arthropoda; Insecta; Diptera; Culicidae. Gene Ontology annotation, biological process: peptidoglycan catabolic process. Gene Ontology annotation, molecular function: zinc ion binding; N-acetylmuramoyl-L-alanine amidase activity.